AUGGGCGUGAUUGGACCCAUCGCUCCCCACCAUAUGCAUCUUGAUUCACAUGGAUUUCAAGAAAAUGCUAGAUGUGAAUAUCAUUCAGGUGCUCCGGGGCAUAGCACUGAUGACUGUUGGACUUUGAAAAGAGCCAUAGAGAGACUCAUUUCUAAAAAAUUGAUUGUAGUGACAAAUGGCGAGGACCCUCCUAAUGUGACAAACAACCCGUUGCCAACACACAAUGAUGUUCAUUUUGUGGGAAUGAUUGGCCGAGAUCAAGGAUACAAGCCGGUCGAUCAAGCAAAAAUGACAGUGGGAGCGAUUCAAGAAGGAACAACUUUGGAAGUAAGUCCAAGCCGAGAUGUGCCGUUAAUUGUGAAAGGCGCCCCGAACUCAGAAAGGCCAUUAAUUCAGCUCUUUGGCUCACUUAGGAUCAGAAAUAGUUGGAACCUUUCUGCUUCUGUUCUAUAUUCAAAAUUACAGCAUUUGGAGUCAUUUGUAGGAUUAGAUCUUCAAAUUGUGUCUGGUUCAUUUCUGGUUUCUGCUGGGUUUCAAGCUAUUCCUGGACCGAUUGAGUUAGCUCUGGUGGAAAAACUCCUUUACACUCUCACGGGUAUAGUGCAAAAGGGAGGUGUGACAGGCCCCCCUAUCACAAGGCAGAAUCAGGGUGGUACGAAUGGUAUAAUGGAGCCGAUCGUAAUCAAACCUGUCGUGCAACCCCCUGUGACAAAUACGAAAACCAUUCCUUGGAACUACAACAAAACUGUGAUGACCUACAAAGGCAAGGAAAUCAUAGAGGAAGUGGGGGAAACUGGAGGUUUGACUCGAUCAGGGAGGUGCUACUCUCCAGAAGAGUUAAGGAAGGCCAAGCAAAUCAGAGAAGGCCAAUUGCCAAUAAAGAAACCAGUCACUGAAGCAAAGGCGGAAGAGUUUUUGAAGAAGAUGAAAGUUCAGGAUUACUCAAUCAUUGACCAGCUAAGAAAGACUCCUGCCCAAAUCUCUCUACUAUCUCUACUCAUACAUUCCAAAGAGCAUGUCCGCGUACUAAUCAAGGUCCUGAACGAGGCACAUAUCUCAAAGGAGACCACAGUGAAUCAGUUCGAGAAGAUGGCCAACAGAUUUUUCGAGGUGAACAGAAUCUCCUUUACUGAUGAUGAACUUCCCGAGGAAGGAGCCGGGCACAAUAAGGGUUUGAACUUGAUGGUCAAAUGUGAGGGGCAUUAUGUAAAGCGAGUCAUGGUUGACAGAGGCUCAAGUGUGGAUGUGUGCCCUCUCUCUACCUUGCAAAGCAUGAAGAUCAAUACAGACAGAAUCUGA
Messenger RNA from Nicotiana attenuata, 1299 nucleotides. RefSeq lists its product as uncharacterized. The record is from RefSeq and is a predicted model, not a curated record. The transcript is spliced from 4 exons. NCBI's taxonomy places the organism in Eukaryota, Viridiplantae, Streptophyta, Magnoliopsida, Solanales, Solanaceae. Bases 1 to 1299 code for a protein of 432 amino acids.